GCGGCCCCUUACUGUGCUGAACAUGACCAUGAACUACCUGGUUACCCUGGUCAUGGACCAGGGUGAGGACAACUACCGUGACUGGUAUGACUUUGUGUGGAACCGCACACGAGGUAUCCGGAAGGAUAUCACUCAGCAGCACCUGUGCGACCCGCUUACGGUGUCCCUUAUUGAAAAGUGCGCCCGCUUCCACAUCCACUGCGCACACCACCUGUGCCAGGAGCCCAUGAUGUCCUUUGAUGCUAAGAUCAACAAUGAAAACCUGACCAAAUGCCUGCAGAGCCUCAAGGAGAUGUACCAGGACCUGGCCAGCAAGAACAUCUACUGCCCUCAUGAGGCAGAGUUUCGGCAGUACAGCGUGCUCCUGAAGCUCAAUGAUGGAGACAUCCUCCGGUGGGUGGCUGGCCGGCAGUCGGUGAAGUUUGCCGUCCAGGCCUUUGCCGCUGUCAACAGCAACAACUUCGUGAGGUUCUUCAAGCUGGUCAAGGUGGCCUCGUAUCUGGCUGGUUGCAUCUUGCACCGCUACUUCGACCAGGUGCGCCGUGAGGCUCUGCGGGCCCUGAAUGUGGCCUACAGCUCCCGUGGUUCCACCACAUUCCCGGUCGAAGACCUGGUCCGGAUGCUCAUGUUCCAGAAUGCCGGCGAGGCUUCGGACCUCGCGCUGCAGUAUGGGCUCGCGGUCGAUGCAGGGUAA
Molecule: messenger RNA, 694 nt
Organism: Brienomyrus brachyistius
Lineage: Eukaryota; Metazoa; Chordata; Actinopteri; Osteoglossiformes; Mormyridae
Product: germinal-center associated nuclear protein-like
Exons: 4
Coding region: 23-694 (223 amino acids)
Biological process (GO): mRNA export from nucleus
Cellular component (GO): cytoplasm; nucleus; transcription export complex 2
Source: RefSeq, a predicted model, not a curated record